CCUCCUCCACUCUCUCUCAGAAAUUACAAAAAAAAAAUAUAUUCUGGGUUUUCUUCUGUAAUGCGGUUUGGGGUUUCUGGGAACUAGGGCUUUCUCAUCGGGUACGAAAAGGGGAUUCUUUUUUGGGUUUUUCUCGAAGAGUUUACAAGGAAAAAGGGUAUUUUUGUGCUGUAAUUUUUGGGGGCUAGAUUCAAAUCCUCGUUUGAAAUGGUUUUGUUUUGUGAGAUUUUCUUCGGAGAAGAAGGGAAUUUAGAAGAUGGAGAGUGGGAGAAAGAAAGAUAAUAAUCUGUGAUUUUGAAAAGAUAAAAAAAAAAUUAACUCAGAACGGUAAAAGAAAAGGGUUAAUCUUUCCUCUGUUGCAGAAACGGGUGAACAAAAAAAAAAACAAAGAUCACAAGCUGAGUUACAGAGGAUCGUUUCUUCUUUAGGGUCAUCAAGAAAUCAUGUCCGCAACCAUAAUCACUGACCAAACGCUGCUGGUUUCAACACCAGCACCAGAAAUCGUGGUCACAGUGGUUCAUCAACCGGUCCAAGCCCAGAAAAAUCUCGGUGCGACGCAAGCCGAUGAACCGGAACCGGUUACAUGCGAUUGCUGCGGAUUGACCGAGGAGUGCACACAAUCGUACAUCGACACCGUACGUGAACGUUACAUGGGCAAAUGGAUCUGUGGACUUUGUGCAGAAGCAGUGAAGUACGAGGUCAUAAGAACAGAGAGGCUCAUAACUACAGAGGAAGCCAUGGCUAGGCACAUGAACAUGUGCAACAAGUUCAAAUCUUCCAGCCCUCCGCCGGAUCCGACUAUUCAUUUGAUCUCUGCAAUGAGACAGAUCUUGAGAAGGACUUUGGAUUCUCCGAGGAUGCUUCGAUCGAUGCCGAGUAGUCCGUCUAAGGAUGACAAGAACGAAGGUUCGGCUGUUUUGUCUAGGUCCGGUAGCUGUUUUGCCACUUUGACAAGCUCGUGAUGGAGGAUAGAAAACCGGUUCCGGUUUAUAUUGGUUGUGGCUCGGUUUAGGGUGGACCGGGUUCUGCAACGGGGGGUUUAGGGAUGUGGAUGAUGCUGUACUUGUGAAGAAUUUUGGGGAAUUGAAAUGUUAUUAUAAAGCAAGAAAUUUUCUGUUUAUGUUCUUGAGAAUUUUGGUGCUUUCUUC
This is a messenger RNA of Tarenaya hassleriana, 1148 nucleotides long. RefSeq lists its product as uncharacterized. The record is from RefSeq and is a predicted model, not a curated record. The coding region runs from base 444 to 962 and encodes 172 amino acids. Lineage: Eukaryota; Viridiplantae; Streptophyta; Magnoliopsida; Brassicales; Cleomaceae. The transcript has 2 exons.